AUGAGCGAGGAAUCCCUCUCCAAUGCUAUUAUCGCCUCUUCCCUGGCAUCAACACGAGCAUCCCCAUCUAUCAAGGCUCCCCCACCGCUUCCUCCCCAGCGACGAGGGGCACGAUCCAUUCUACAUUUGCCACACCAAUCCAAGAGUGAUCUAUCAAGGACACCAAGUCCACCGAAGAGCAUGCCGAUGACACUCCGCGGCAUGCCGAAACCCACCGAUGCCGACCACCGAAAACACAGAAACCCCCUGCACAAACACCCCCACAAACACAACGAGGGCGACCGUAAGCGCUGGCGACGCGAGGUCACCGAGAAGGAACGCAAACGUUACGAAGGUGUGUGGGCUUCUAAUAAAGGGCUUCUCAUCCCUCCUGAACCCAAUGGAACCGGGCCAUGGCCACCUAAUGCUUCGGAUAUGGUUCUCAAUCUGGUGGUCCGGGAAAUCUGGUCCCGCAGUCGCCUGCCCGAGGCGAUUUUGGGGCAAGUGUGGGAUUUAGUCGAUCACCAACAUAUCGGACUUUUGGUGCGUGAGGAAUUCGUGGUCGGAAUGUGGUUGAUCGACCAGUUUUUGAAGGGACACAAGCUCCCUGUGAAAGUUCGGGACAGUGUCUGGGAGAGUGUACGGCAUAUUGCGGGUAUUAAGAUCCCCCUUGGAAAAGGUAAGGCUCAUGCUUAA
This is a messenger RNA of Penicillium verrucosum, 675 nucleotides long. RefSeq names its product protein irs4 (gene irs4). The coding region runs from base 1 to 675 and encodes 224 amino acids. Gene Ontology annotation, molecular function: protein binding. The record is from RefSeq and is a predicted model, not a curated record. Gene Ontology annotation, biological process: endocytosis; endosomal transport. The transcript has a single exon. Lineage: Eukaryota; Fungi; Ascomycota; Eurotiomycetes; Eurotiales; Aspergillaceae. Gene Ontology annotation, cellular component: intracellular membrane-bounded organelle; cytoplasm; plasma membrane.